CACUAAUUAUUUUUUAUGUCAAAUGUAAUAAGUUUAGUUUUUUAGGCUGCUUGUUUAUAUUUAUUAUAAAGUUUGAAUACGAUUUUAGCACAUAUUUCUUUAAUUAUCGUUUAUAAUGUGUAAAGUAGUAAUUUAUGUCGUGUUAAUAUUGUCGCUCUGUACUGUUGGUUUGCUAGCAAUUCGCUGCUACCAAUGUUCAUCUGAUCAGGAUCGGAAAGGUUUCGACAGCUGUGGUGCCUAUAAACCCUUCAAUCGCACAGAACAUAUUCCUAUUGAAUGCAAUACUGAUGAAUCACAUAUGCCUGGAUCAUUUUGCAUGAAAGUGGUUCAACAAGGGCCACGAGGUUUCAUUUGGGAUGGCCGUUGGCGACAAGUUAUUCGCCGCUGCGCUUCAGUAUCGGACACUGGUGUGACUGGUGUUUGUAACUGGGGCGUAUAUGAAAAUGGCGUCUAUUGGGAAGAGUGUUACUGUUCAAACGACAGUUGCAAUAAUGCGCAAAGUAUCAUUUUAUCAAAAAUGUCAUUGGCCGUUGUAAGCGUUGCAAUUUUACUGAACUUCAACUGGAAACUUUUGAUUUAACAAAAAUGAAUGAUAUUUAUAACCAUUCCGUCCAUUAACGUAAAUUUCCAACAUGGGUAUCCAUUUUUGGAGCAACCCUAU
Anastrepha obliqua is the source of this 661-nucleotide messenger RNA. RefSeq lists its product as uncharacterized. Bases 116 to 580 code for a protein of 154 amino acids. The transcript is spliced from 3 exons. NCBI's taxonomy places the organism in Eukaryota, Metazoa, Arthropoda, Insecta, Diptera, Tephritidae. Gene Ontology annotation, biological process: positive regulation of voltage-gated potassium channel activity; sleep; regulation of synaptic transmission, cholinergic. The record is from RefSeq and is a predicted model, not a curated record.